AUGGGUUGGUUUGACGGCAGCUCUUCUGUCUCAGGAAACGGAUGGGUGCGCAAACGAUCGCCUCAUCGAUCCGCUUCCAUCUAUUCCUCUCGUCACUCUAGACACUCGGCACCAUCAAUAUUCAGCCUCGGCGGUGGAAGCAGGAACAGAUCGACCAGCUCAUUCUUCUCAACUUCGUCCUCUUCACGAAAGGGAGUCCGCCCUCGUUCUGGCUUCAUUGAGCGCAUGGCCCGCCGCAUCAAGCGUCUUUUACGAGACAUUUGGAGCUAUGCUCGUCGUCACCCGAUUAAAGUAUUCUUUUUUGUGAUCGUGCCAUUGAUCACCGGAGGUGUUUUGCAGAAGUUGUUAGCCAUGGUUGGCUUGCGGUUACCUGCCGGCCUCGCGGGUCAUCGUUCGGAAUUCGAGCAAAUAAGCCGUAGCGGCAACUUCGGGGGAUUGGGUGGCAGUGGUGUUGGCAGCGCGGGACUUGGAGAAAGCGUUAAUGGAUUGAUCACUCGCUGCCAACUGGACACAUGGAAGGCGGCACCCCGCCGAACUCGUCUCAUUCAGGAAGGAACACAUAAUGUCGGCCCCCACCAAUCAUAUGUGGGCUACCUAGUGGGUCCGGCUUUUAUUGUUAGUGCCGAAUCAUACAAACAGGUCGACAUUAUCUCGCGUCUCCCUUUGAUACGUAUCUUGCCUGCCAUGGGUGAUGCCAGCCCCAGGAAACCGGCUUCUGAACGGAGAAAGCAGCAGAUUAGACCAGCUCAGAGGGGCCACCGUCAGUUCGACCCAUGCAUUAUGAUCACAAUCGAACGGCUGGCUGACGUGGAGGACAGGUGA
Talaromyces stipitatus ATCC 10500 is the source of this 822-nucleotide messenger RNA. RefSeq lists its product as uncharacterized. The transcript has 2 exons. NCBI's taxonomy places the organism in Eukaryota, Fungi, Ascomycota, Eurotiomycetes, Eurotiales, Trichocomaceae. The coding region runs from base 1 to 822 and encodes 273 amino acids. The record is from RefSeq and is a predicted model, not a curated record.